This is a messenger RNA of Eimeria mitis, 1239 nucleotides long. RefSeq lists its product as uncharacterized. Gene Ontology annotation, biological process: actin filament organization; vesicle transport along actin filament. NCBI's taxonomy places the organism in Eukaryota, Apicomplexa, Conoidasida, Eucoccidiorida, Eimeriidae. Gene Ontology annotation, cellular component: actin cytoskeleton; vesicle; myosin complex. The coding region runs from base 1 to 1239 and encodes 412 amino acids. Gene Ontology annotation, molecular function: actin filament binding; ATP binding; microfilament motor activity. The record is from RefSeq and is a predicted model, not a curated record. The transcript is spliced from 4 exons.
AUGUUAAGGCCUGCGGAAUCCCACAAUUUCUUGCAGAAACUCUUCUCCAAAGAACAGAACGCAACUCGCCUGAGCGGAGUAGAUGGCGCUGAAGGCAAUGCUCAGGAAAAUUUCAAGCUAAUGGUGAGAGGAUUCAAGCGUGCGGAGUUCUCACCUGCUGAAAUCACUGAAUUGCUGCAGCUACUGGCCGGCCUUCUUCACCUGUCCAAUGUUUCUCUAACGGAAUGCGACGGGGAUAUUUUGCAGCUGAAGGACACAGCCUCGCUUGAGGCACUCGAGAACGCAUCUUUGUUGCUGGGGCUAGAGCAAGAGGAGCUUGAAAUUUUGCUGCAGUGUCGCUGUAUGCUUUUGAAGGGGGAUAUCCUUUUCACACAUAGGAAUGAGCAGCAAAGCGCCAGUGCCCGAUGUUCUCUAAUCAAGUUCAUCUAUAGCCGCAUCUUUGACUAUAUAGUGCAUCGACUAAACAAAAGUGCUGCACGACAUAUAACAAAGCAUGGAAAGCAGCACAGCGAAGCUAUCAACAGGAGCAAGACAAUUGGCAUUCUUGACAUCUACGGUUUUGAGUCCUUUGGGCUGGAAAACGGACUGGAGCAGCUCUGCAUCAAUUAUGCAAACGACCUAGAGCUCAGCCUCCUUUCUAGCCUGCCAGACACGUCCGCGCUUCUCCGGGAUUUACACGAAGGCGUGUUCCGGCGCUUGGAUGACUCCUGCAGACUCCUGGCCCAGGGGCAGCCAAGAGACGACACGCACUUCUGGAACGGCCUCUUCACUUACUGCGCCUCAAACCAGCAUCUACAGAACCACACGGGCAUGCAGCAGAUGCAACGAAGUAACCAGGAACUUGCCAUCCCACGCAACCAGCACAUCCUGUUCUGUCUCAAGGGAGCCAACGGGAUGCAAGCAGCGGAGGCCGCUGCCAACGGGACACUACUGCAACAUCUGCAGCAAGAAUACCUGACUUCCAUCGGCCUCGUGGGAGCGCCGCAGCUUCAGACGCGGAAAGCGGGAGGAGGACUGAUAGGAGGCCCGUCAGCUGCUGGCAAAGUGCAGGAGAGGGUGUUUGCUGUCAAACACUUCGCUGGCACGGUGCUAUAUGGCACAGAUGGCUGGCUAGAAUUGAACAACGACAGAGUGAGACACCCGCGCAGUGCAGCACCUAGUUCCUAUGUGAAGCUCAAGUUGCCUUGGCUACAACAGCCUGCUACGUAUAAGUUAUGUGCGCCUACAGAUCGAGCAUGA